Molecule: messenger RNA, 801 nt
Organism: Symbiodinium natans
Lineage: Eukaryota; Dinophyceae; Suessiales; Symbiodiniaceae
Source: the annotation of a GenBank genome assembly
AUGCUGACUUCUCCUGACCAUGGGAGACCUCUCUGCGUUCAUCACAAGCAGGGAGACAGCCAAGCCGAAGAGGACUUCCGCAAGGCAGUCCUGCAGCUGGCAGUGACUGGUGGGGGCUGGCCCGCUGACUUCAAGCGACGGCUGCGUUACAUUCUGGAGGGCCGGUGCCAGGCGACAGCCUGUGCCGAAGCCCCGAAGCCCAUCGAACUCGAGGUCGAUUUGCCCUUUACUUCUCCCAGAGCCCGCAGUAGCGGCGCUGCGCACCAGGCUCUUCUUGGCCUUGGUGAAAUGACUGGAAUCCCUUUAUUCAAGGCCAGAGCAGAUCUAUAUCGCUCUGAAGGCCCCUCUGUUGUGUUGAGUAAUGCGGGCAUCGCGCAGUCAAGAGACUGCUUCGCCUUCCGUGGAGCCAACAGUAGCCUUGCGCUGCGUUUGGCAGACCAUGGCUUGGACGGAUUCCGAGCUCGCCAGCUUGUCAUCGAGCAGCCUGCUCGCUGGGCGGCGCUGCGGCCACGUUCUGCUCCGCGGCGCUUUGCCGUUUUCGGGUUGCCGAAUUUGGCGAGUCAGGCAAAGGUAGGCGAGGGCCCGUACACAGAAUUUCUGGGCAGCUUCGAAUAUGCUGCUGCGGGGCCUGCAGCACAGGCGUUUCACCUGCCGCCGGCGCUGGUUAAGGGUCUACGUCUUGUCUUUGCAGGACCUGAAUGGGGCGAGAGCUACAUCUGCCUGUAUCGUGUGAAAGUGUUUGAGGAUAGUGGAUCCGUUUGCAGCGGGCAUCGCACUGCUGCUGUUCUGCCUAGGCCGUGA